AGGAGGAGGAGGAGGUGAUGCUGCUGCGGUACAUCCGUGCGUAAAUGUGACCGUCCUCCGUCCUCCGUCCUCCGUCCUCCGUCCCUCCUUUCCCCGGAUCUCGGCUCCCUCCAGCGGGCUCCUCUCUGCUCCGGGACCUGCAGCCCCACCGGGACCGUGGAGUCCCGGGUGUCUCGGCUCGGCGCCCUCCUCCAGGGCUUGGGGGGAGCGCCGGGGACGUCGUCCAGGUUCCUGCCGGGCUUCGUGUCCACGGCGGCGGACGGCCACGGCUCGGAGCGCCGGGAGAGACGCGGCUCGACGCGGUCCCGCAUGCCGGUGAUGAGGGGUCUGAUCGCCCCGCAGAACACCUUCCUGGACACCAUCGCCACCCGGUUCGACGGGACCCACAGUAACUUCGUCCUGGGCAACGCUCAGGUCCAGUCCCUCUAUCCCAUCGUCUACUGCUCCGAUGGCUUCUGCGAACUGACCGGCUUCGCCCGCGGCGAGCUCAUGCAGAAGAGCUGCAUGUGUCACUUCCUGUACGGCAGCGAGACCAGCGACCGCCUCACGACACAGAUGCAAAAAGCUCUGGAUGAGCGCCGCGAGUUCAAGACUGAGAUCAUCCUGUACAAGAAGAGUGGCUCCAAGUUCUGGUGUCUGCUCGACAUUGUUCCCAUCAAGAAUGAGAAGAGCGAGGUGGUUCUGUUCCUGGUGUCCCACAAGGACAUCACAGAAAAUAAGGACCUGGACCACGGCAAUGAAUCUGACAUUGAUGAGGAAACCGGUUUGGAGAUCCACCAGAUCAGCCGCCCUCCAGGCCUCAACAUGGAGCGCCGUCGCAGCAGGGCCGUCCUCUACCAGCUGUCUGGACACCUGCAGAAACAGGACAAGACCAAGAGCAAGCUGAAGAUCAACAACAGCGUUCUUGGAGCCAAUGCCAACCCGGUCCCAGAGUACAAGGUGGCUGACAUCCAGAAGUCCCGCUUCAUCCUCCUCCACUACGGUGCGUUCAAGGCCGGCUGGGAUUGGCUGAUCUUGUUGGCCACCUUCUACGUCGCCAUCACCGUUCCCUACAACGUCUGCUUCACCGCCGUGGAAGUGCGAGAGGACGGCGGCUCGGCGGCUCGAAACCCUCCGAGCGUCAGCGACAUCCUGGUGGAGAUACUUUUCAUCAUCGAUAUCGUGUUGAACUUCCGAACCACCUACGUGAGCACGUCGGGUCAGGUGGUGUACGACGCCCGCUCCAUAUGCAUCCACUACGUCACAUCAUGGCUGUUCGUGGACCUGAUCGCCGCCUUGCCCUUUGACCUGCUCUACGCCUUCAACAUCAGCGUGAACUUCGGCGUCCACCUGCUGAAGACGGUGCGCCUCCUCCGCCUCCUCCGCCUCCUGCAGAAGCUGGACCGCUACUCCCAGUACAGCGCCGUGGUCCUCACGCUGCUCAUGUCCACCUUCGCCCUGCUGGCCCACUGGAUGGCCUGCGUCUGGUACUUCAUAGGACGCAGCGAGAUCGAAAGCAGCAGCCCCGCCUCAUGGGAUAUAGGCUGGCUCCAUGAACUGGCCAAGCGCCUGGGAACGCCAUACUUCCUGGCACCGCUGACCUCCCUGCUGGGCGUCUCCGAUUCGCCUCAGGGCUCCGUGACGGCCGGACUGACCAACUACAGCCAGUGGAAUGGCUCCAGCGGGGCGGGCUUGCUGGGUUCUGGCCAAUGGAACGGCAGCAGGCCGAGAGCGAGGACGCCGACCGGCUCGGGGACGACGCUGAGCGGCGGACCGUCCGUCAGGAGCUCCUACGUGACGUCGCUGUACUUUGCGCUGAGCAGCUUGACCAGCGUCGGCUUCGGCAACGUCUCGGCCAACACGGACUCUGAGAAGAUCUUCUCCAUCUGCACCAUGCUGAUUGGAGCGCUAAUGCACGCCGUGGUGUUUGGAAACGUGACCGCCAUCAUCCAGAGGAUGUACUCGCGCCGAUCCCUCUACCACACCCGCACCAAGGACCUGAAGGACUUCAUCCGAGUGCACCGGCUGCCCAAAGCUCUGGAGCAGCGCAUGAUGGAGUGUUUCCAGACCACCUGGUCCGUCAACAACGGGAUCGAUGUCAGCGAGCUUCUGAAGGACUUCCCGGACGAGCUGAGGGCCGACAUCGCCAUGCACCUGAACAAGGAGCUGCUGCAGCUGCCGCUCUUCGAGUCGGCCAGCAGGGGGUGUCUGCGCUCGCUGUCCCUCAUCAUCAAGACCUCGUUCUGCGCUCCGGGGGAGUUCCUGAUCCGCCAGGGCGACGCUCUGCAGGCCAUCUACUUCGUGUGCUCGGGCUCCAUGGAGGUGCUGAAGGACAACACUGUGCUGGCCAUUCUGGGUCGGGGGGACCUGAUUGGCUCAGACUGUCUGACUCAGGAGGAGGUGAUAAAGACCAACGCCUGUGUGAAGGCCCUGACCUACUGCGACCUCCAGUACAUCAGCCUCAAAGGGCUCCGCGAGGUGCUCUGCCUCUAUCCGGACUACGCCCAGAAGUUCAUCACCGAGAUCCAGCACGACCUGACGUACAACCUCCGAGAAGGUCACAACACCGAGGCGGACUGUGAGAGUAACGGGGGGAUCAUAAAGAAGCUUCCCUCCAUUAAAGAGGAUGAGGAGGGCUCGGUGUCCGAGGGGGAACGCUCCCCUCUCCCCAGGAUGUCCUCCCUCGGCAGGCUGGGCCGAGGCCUUCGCUCCCCCCUCCGAUCCCCCCUUCGGUCCCCGCUGCUCCCACCGAGGCCCUUCCGCCCGGCCAGCGACCUCGGACGGCCCUCCAGCCUGCAGAUCCCUGUGGUGAGCUUCAGCUGCCUGCAGCCGGACCUCAGCCCUCGCUUUGUGGACGGGAUCGAAGCAGAACAUCAUGGCGGUUCAGUUCCGAGGUUCGAUUUCUCUCCCAGUGCGACUCAGAGUUUCCUGUCGAGUCCCGACUCUGCCUCAGGGGUCCAUGAUGAAGGCGACACCAUGCAGACUAUUGCGAAACUAAAACACGAGAUGUGCGUCCUCUCCCGGCAGGUCACAGCUGUCAGUCAGGAGCUCCAGGAAAUGACACGUCUCCUCAAGCCCCUUCUCCAUACCUCGCCCUCUCUGCUGCUGCUGCCCGUGACUCCGCCCCCCAGCGUGUCAUCGCAUGGCUGCUCUCCAGCCCCGCCCCUUCUUACCCAACAUGCACCUGUGGGCCCUCCGUCUGUCCUUCCCCUUGAGCCGGCACUGGAUUUCGAUCCGCUUCGUUGCCCCGGGUCUCCUCACUCAGCGCCUCCUUCCCUCCAUGGCUCCCCCCACGAUCAUCCUCCCCCCUACUCCUCCUCCUCCAUCACCUCCCUGUCCUCCCCCUCCACCCCCCUCCUGGUGGACUUAUCGGAGCCUGACUCCCACCCCCAGUCCCGUCUCCCGUCCCAGUCCGAGUCCCAGCUCCAGGUCCGGCCCGACGCCCAGCUCCCGCCCCGGUCCUGCCCCCAUGCCGCCUCCCAGCCCCUCCCCCAGACCUCCAGCAUGGUUCCGCCCCCCCAGGAGGCUCUGCUGGACCUGCAGGAGGUGGACUGGGGGGAGCAGAGCACCCAGCUCAGCUUCGUGGACGAAGGACGGCCCUCGGUGUAGAGGUCAGCAUGACGUACACCUUACUGCAUGACAAACAUCUGGCCAACAUCUGGCAUGUGAGCUCCGUGUGAAUAUUCUAAACUACUGUCACAAGCACCGUGGAGAAUAUCCCGAAAUAAAAGUUGGUUUUACAGUUUCA
This is a messenger RNA of Amphiprion ocellaris (clown anemonefish), 3727 nucleotides long. Its product is annotated as potassium voltage-gated channel subfamily H member 8-like. Bases 310 to 3588 code for a protein of 1092 amino acids. Gene Ontology annotation, biological process: potassium ion transmembrane transport; regulation of membrane potential. Gene Ontology annotation, cellular component: membrane. Gene Ontology annotation, molecular function: voltage-gated potassium channel activity. NCBI's taxonomy places the organism in Eukaryota, Metazoa, Chordata, Actinopteri, Pomacentridae. The record is from RefSeq and is a predicted model, not a curated record. The transcript is spliced from 15 exons.